UCCUCCUCCUCCUCAACAAGACAUCACAACACAGCUCCAUCUCUCUCUCUCUCUCUCUCUCUCUCUCUCUCUCGGCUCAUUAAUGAAAAGAAUCCAGGCAGAGAUACGGUGCUUGUGAACCAUGUCGUGUUGAAAUCCAAUUGCAGAGAGAGAUUCUGAUUUAUUAAUGGAUCUGAGUGUAUCCAGGAGCAGGAGGCGAAUAUCACCGUAUAACACCAUCUUAGCCACUCUGGUCGCCCCAUUGAAAUCCGGGCUAAUUACUACAAUGAAUUUGAUGAAGAUAUUGGCGGCUCUUUUGGUCUCUCUCCCUGUUCUGGUCACCCUCUCUCUCGUUCUUCGCAGCCCACCUCCCGAUCGGAUCAAAGGCUUCGCAGACGCCAGAGUUAUACAAAGACUCACUCGUAACGACACCUCUUCAUCCAACUCCGAAGAUGGUUUCUCUGACCACACCCAGAUGCCCAAAGACACGCUACACGAUGGACUAAUUGCUCCUGGGUUCGAUGAAGGCUCUUGCCUGAGUAGGUACCAAUCCAAUUUAUACCGAAAAAUUUCACCCCACAAACCAUCUUCUUAUCUUCUCUCUAGACUACGAAAUUAUGAACAUCUUCAUAAAAAAUGUGGACCCCAUACCAAAUCCUACAAAAUAGCAAUGGCACAACUCAAGUCUACUGAUCAGGGCAACAGUAGUGUUGGUGGUUCAACAGAGUGUAAGUAUGUGGUUUGGAUAUCUUACAGUGGCUUGGGGAACAAGAUACUGACCAUAACCUCUGCUUUCCUCUAUGCUCUGCUCACAAACAGAGUCCUACUUGUUGACCCUGGGAAGGACAUGGCUGAUCUCUUCUGUGAACCAUUUCCUGAAAACUCAUGGUUGCUCUCUAAAGACUUCUCCAUUAAAGAAAAAUUCAACAAAUUUGAUCAGAAAUCUCCUCAUUGUUAUGGGAACAUGUUGAAAAACAAGAAAAACACUUCAUCAGAAUUAGUGCCAUCAUUUCUCUAUCUCCAUCUGGCUCAUGAUUAUGAUGAGCAAGAUAAGCUUUUUUUCUGUGAUGAAUAUCAUAGUCUUACUGGGAAAGUCCCUUGGUUGAUAAUGAGAACAGAUAACUACUUUGUCCCAUCACUUUUCUUGAUGCCCUCUUUUGAGCAAGAACUUGAAAAGCUGUUCCCAGAGAAGGAAACUGUUUUCCACCACUUGGGUAGGUAUCUUUUCCACCCCUCAAAUCAUGUAUGGGGGCUAAUCACAAGGUACUAUCAAGCUCACUUAGCAAAGGCAGAUGAAAGGAUUGGCAUUCAAGUUAGAACUUUUGAGUCAGGCCCUAGCCCACUUCAGCAUGUGAUGAAUCAAAUUUAUGCCUGUGUUUUCAAGGAGAAAUUGCUGCCUCAAGUGGAUAAGCAAAAACCCGUUGUCACAGCUCCAUCAGGGAUCCCAAAACUGAAAUCGGUGCUAAUUACUUCUUUAACCUCAGGAUACUCUGAGAAUAUGAGGAAUAUGUACUGGCAACACCCAACUGUGAAUGGGGACUUAAUUGGGGUUUUUCAGCCAAGCCAUGAAGGGCAUCAGCAGACAGAUAAGAAUCUGCAUGACAGAAAAGCUUGGGCUGAAAUGUAUCUCCUGAGUUUGUGUGAUGUGUUGGUCACAAGUGCAUGGUCAACGUUCGGAUAUGUGGCUCAAGGUCUUGGUGGCCUGAAGCCAUGGAUUUUGUACAAGCCUGAAAAUCAAACAAUGCCUAAUCCGCCUUGCCGUCGGGUCAUGUCGAUGGAGCCUUGUUUCCAUGCUCCCCCAUUUUAUGACUGCAAAGCAAAGAGAGGGGUUGAUACAGGUGCGCUUGUACCUCACGUGAGACAUUGCGAGGAUAUGAGCUGGGGCCUUAAGCUAGUCGGUAGUCAUGAAUUUCAUGAUCAGUUGUAGCUGCUGUUUUUCUGGAAUGUAAUGCGACAAAGUCAUUUUUUUCUGGAUCAGAUUGUUGAUAGAGUUAUGUGGUAGAAUGACUUUGCUAUUGAAUGUAAAUCAAGUAUUCUUUACUUUGCACUGCCA
This is a messenger RNA of Prunus avium (sweet cherry), 2032 nucleotides long. Its product is annotated as galactoside 2-alpha-L-fucosyltransferase-like. NCBI's taxonomy places the organism in Eukaryota, Viridiplantae, Streptophyta, Magnoliopsida, Rosales, Rosaceae. The record is from RefSeq and is a predicted model, not a curated record. Gene Ontology annotation, cellular component: Golgi apparatus; membrane. Gene Ontology annotation, molecular function: galactoside 2-alpha-L-fucosyltransferase activity. Gene Ontology annotation, biological process: cell wall biogenesis; xyloglucan biosynthetic process.